UUACCCGAUGAAGCCAUAUAGCGCGUAUGUAUAUAAGAUUAAACCGGAAAGAUUCAAACUGGUAACAAAUUUUUCUAUUUAUUUAUACGAUGCGAACAAAUUAUGCAGCCCAGCGUGUCUCGUCCCCGCGUCUGCUACAUAAGUAGAUGGCUUAUCGAUCGCUGCUCAUUUCGAUUGUGACAAGUCGUCGACGAGCAUCACUUGUCGUCACUGAGAAACAUUGGUACGCUUUCCGCCUACACAUCUCGUUAAAAGUGUCGCAAUGUCUUCGCUACAGUAUGGCAUACGUUGCUUUGCGACGUGUUGCAUUGUGUUCACUCUUUCCAAGAUCAUUGACGCCCAAAUGUUGAAGUCGAAACCGUGGAAAAUACCGCUCAAGUCAGUGAAACAUUUCAUAGUUCGUAAGACACCGGAUGAAUUGUUCCCACAGCCCUUGCAUCUGAAGCCCGAGCUACCGAAUGCUAAGGAUUUCAAUCUACGAAAGCUUCGAAAACUCAUCCAGAAAUUUGAACCACGAUUUAUGUCGAUUUCAAGACCGAAGUCAAACAGGACGCGAACUCCUUCUCUUUCCAGACGAAAAAUCUUCGCCGUGAUGCCGAAUGAUUUGAAGAAUCUUCAGUUUACCGUUCCAGGUUCUGAUCGCGAGCUUGGGGAACGUGCAAGCAAGAAACUCCGGCUUUGGCUGUGGAAUAGGACAAGGUGCACAGUUUUGCCAUUAUGGAAGGAUUUCGGACCGCGUGUUUGGCCUCGUUACGUGAAUUUGGGUCAAUGCGACAGAAAAAAGACUUGCUCCUACCCCGAAGGUAUGUCAUGCAAACCAUCGAAAUACAAAAGGAUCCAUACGCUUUACUGGGUGUGCAGUAAGACGAAUAUUCUCAGGGGAAAGUCAAGAUGUAUAUGGGUACGCUUUCCGUCAGACGUCAUAGUGAAGUGUCAAUGUUCGUGUUAAAUGGAUAACACUAAGCUCAAACUGGCCAAAACACGCCACACGCAGGGGCCUCUGAGUUACACGAUACGACAAAAAUUGAUACCUUUACGAACUGUAUUUGGCAUUCGAUUUCUAAUUAGAAUACUGUCGGGAAUUCGAAUCAAGCAUUUGUGACAUUCGAUUGACGAUUAAGAGAACGAAAACGUUCGUGAAUUGAUAUUAGAACAAUUUGUCAUCGGAAUACAGUUUGCAUUCGAUUAUAUCGACAUUGCUCUCCGUAGGAGAUUCUGCGUGAGUGGAAUUGUAAAGACAAUUUGCGUAUUUUUCAUAUUUACGGACGAAAAUGCACGCAUGUUUGACUUUACAUGACAAAUAUAGAUUGUAUCAUAUUAUUUUCCUAAGGGUAUAUACGACAGAAAUAGAACAUUAUUUAAAUUGUUGUAAAGUUUUCUACAGUGAUAAUUUCACGCUUAACAAAAUCUUUUCUAUAUAACAAAAGACGAAAUACAAUAGCAACAGGA
Xenia sp. Carnegie-2017 is the source of this 1449-nucleotide messenger RNA. Its product is annotated as noggin-like. Bases 263 to 949 code for a protein of 228 amino acids. The transcript has a single exon. Lineage: Eukaryota; Metazoa; Cnidaria; Anthozoa; Malacalcyonacea; Xeniidae. Gene Ontology annotation, biological process: osteoblast differentiation; dorsal/ventral pattern formation; negative regulation of cell differentiation. The record is from RefSeq and is a predicted model, not a curated record.